UACUCGGUAAGACACUGAGAGAGAGACGUUAUUGUUCUUUUGUUAAUAUUAUAGAAACUUUUUUGCUCGCUUCUUCUUCAGGCGGUGUAAACAGGCUGCUCUUAUUUGUGUUAAGAAAACUAGCAAGGCGCAAACGUGGAGAAAGCGUCGAUUGCACGGAAUGAUUGCAAUUGCAGCCUGUUUCACUACAGCGAACUGCACCAAACAAAUGCAGACCCACUAAGUUCAGCAUAUCACUAGUAAAAAAAUGAAAAGAAAGCCCAACGGCCUGUUUGCAGGACACGUCUGGUUCGUCGCUGUGGAAAACAUAGAUCCAGCAGGACUCUGUGUACUUAUGGAAUUCAAACAGGACACCGAACCCCAUCCUGGAUAAGCCUUUGACGGCCACAAGGCCUUUGUGCGCUGCGCUACCGGGUCUGACGGAUACAACAUCUAAACUGCAAGGAAAUUUAGCAAUGGGAUUGGCAGUCCAACAGAGAGGGGAGUCUGUCCCAUACCAUAUGUAGGCUUACGCUGCGAUAAAUCUCUUAGCCCUUAGGGUGCCACAAGACUCCUUGUUGUUUUUAUCACAUGGUCAAGGAAUCCCGGCUAUGUUUGCGAUGGGACAUGGGGGGCGUCCUGUUUGACCUACAUAGGAAGAAGCUGUGAUGGGUGUGUGGGAAGAUUUCCACACACAGCAUUUAGAAAAGUUCUUUUGAUUCGCUCGAGGCAAGAUACGACCUGAGAAGUUGGAAUGAGGAAUAAUACUGAUGAUGAUGAUAACAGUAACAAUAAGAAGAAUCGAAUAGAUCUCCAGAUCAAUUUUUUUAAAAGCCGAGAGUGUGAGCACAGGACACCGUAAGGGAAUGCUGCAGAAAGAUGAGCCGCCGACCGUAUUUUCUUUUCCUUUCUUCUCCCCACCCUCGGCUGGGCUGAGCCCGGCUGCGCCGUAGCCUAAGCGGAGGGCGGAGCCUCCAGGCAGGCCGGCCGGCAACAUGGCGGAGGCGGAAGGGGAAAGCCUGGAGUCCUGGCUGAAUAAAGCUACCAAUCCUCUGAAUAGGCAAGAAGACUGGGAGUAUAUCAUUGGCUUCUGUGAUCAGAUCAACAAAGAACUUGAAGGUCCACAGAUAGCUGUGAGAUUGCUGGCUCAUAAAAUCCAAUCGCCACAGGAAUGGGAAGCAGUCCAGGCCUUGACAGUGCUGGAAGCUUGCAUGAAGAACUGUGGGCAGAGAUUUCAUAAUGAAGUCGGGAAGUUUCGUUUUUUAAAUGAGUUAAUUAAAGUUGUGUCUCCGAAGUACCUGGGAGACAGAGUGUCGGAGAAGGUCAAAACCAAAAUAAUUGAGCUGCUGUAUAGCUGGACGGUGGCCUUGCCAGAUGAGUCCAAAAUCAAAGAUGCCUACUACAUGUUGAAAAGACAAGGCAUUGUUCUGGGUGACCCUGUCAUUCCUGUGGAGAGAACCCUAAUCCCUUCACCACCACCCCGUCCCAAAAACCCUGUGUUUGAUGAUGAAGAGAAAUCCAAGCUUUUAGCUAAACUGUUAAAAAGCAAAAAUCCAGAUGAUUUGCAAGAGGCAAACAAGCUUAUUAAAUCUAUGGUGAAAGAGGAUGAGGCACGAAUACUGAAAGUAACAAAGCGCAUGCAUACCUUGGAGGAGGUAAACAACAAUGUGAAAUUGUUGAAUGAGAUGUUGGUUCACUACAGCAAAGAAGACUCUUCAGAGGCUGACAAAGAGCUAAUGAAGGAGCUCUACGAUAGAUGUGAAACCAAGAGGCGGACAUUGUUCAAGCUGGCCAGUGAGACGGAAGAUAAUGACAGCAGUCUGGGAGAUAUCCUGCAAGCUAGUGACAACUUAUCACGAGUAAUAAAUUCCUAUAAAAGAAUUAUUGAGGGGCAAGUCAUCAAUGGUGAAGUAGAUAUGUCUGGGCUACCAACAACAGAUGGAAGUGAUUCUGCCAUUAACAUCAGUAUGCUCAUUGACUUGGCGGGAUUGGACAUUUCUAGUACGCCACCGCCACCACCAAUGCCUCCUACAGUGUUGACACCAGCACCAACAUCAGCUCCAGCUCCGGCCUCAUCAGAAAUCCCCAUCCUCCCGCCUCCUCCUCAGAACGUCGGUCACUCCCGGAGUCGUUCCUCCAGCCAGGCUGAAGUUACUCCCACUCAGCUGACUAGUGCAGCCAAUUCCCUCUCCUUGCUUGAUGAGGAACUGCUAUGCUUAGGCCUGAAUGAUCCAGCUCCUGCUGCGGCAAAAGAAUCUACCGAGAGCAGUCAGUGGAACAUGUUCCAGAAUGAACCAGUGGAUCUGGACUUCUUGAAUCCAAAACCAGGUUCUGUUGCCUGCAACUCUGCAGUGAACCCUCUUCUUCCUGCAAUGUCGCAGCCCAUUUGUGGAACAUCAGCAUCUCUUGACUCUACAUUCACGACUCCUCAACCUGCCCCUACCUCAGCCUCUUUCAUAUUCUCUGCUGGACCACCACUGGGCACUCCUAAUACAGUGCCAGGUGCCCCUAGGUACCUUGGCUGUGCUAUGGGAGGUACUGAUCUGCACAAGAUGGAUCCAAUAGCACAUCUUCUGGAUGAGAGCAAAGGACCUUCACCUCAAGCAACUAUAGGAGCCUCUGUGUUCCAUGGAGGAGUUGCUUUACCUGCUGCUGCUUCUGCAACUCUGACAUCAGCUUCAGGAUUGCCAGUCGCGUCAUCAGGAGUCCCUACAAUCCCAUACCCAAGUAGCUGCACUACAGGGUCAGGAAGCCCCCUCUUCCAGCCAGCCUUAUUCCAGCAGCAAGGAGGUCCCCUGAAAGGACCUGAGAUCUCUUUGGCCAAUGUCCAUGUUCCUCUGGAGUCCAUUAAGCCCAGUAGUGCUAUUCCUGUGACUGCUUAUGACAAGAAUGGUUUGCGUAUCCUACUGCAUUUUGCCAAGGAGUGUCCGCCUGGGCAGCCUGAUGUGUUGGUUGUGGUGGUAUCAAUGUUAAAUACAGCACCCCUUCCUAUUAAGAACAUUGUGCUACAAGCAGCAGUGCCAAAGUCCAUGAAAGUGAAGUUGCAGCCACCUUCGGGGACAGAGCUAGCUCCAUUCAAUCCUAUCCAGCCACCAGCUGCUAUCACCCAGGUCAUGUUGCUGGCAAAUCCUAGAAAGGAAAGGGUGAGGCUGAGGUACCGACUGACUUUCGCACUAGGAGACCAGCCCAGCACAGAAGUGGGGGAGGUAGAUCAGUUUCCCCCUGUUGAGCAAUGGGGAAACUUAUGACCCAGAGGCAUCCCAAAGGGACUGGAAUGAAUGUGAAGUGGAAAGGGCGUAAGUGGUAUCUGGCAGUGAUAUUGAGCGUUGUUUACAUGUCCUGUCCACUCCACUUGUAGCUUUAGUCCAGAAUGUUUCCUGCAGUCUGGAACAUGAAUGCCAAGCAUGAACUUGUGUAGGCAACCAGGAAUAGAGGCCUUGGAUGGCUUCUUUACCUUCGCCAAUCUGGUUCUAUCUUCCACUUUGUUAAACUUGAAACCUGAUCAUUCUGGAGAGCUUUGCAAGCAGAAAGGGAGCACACCAGUAUGCUCCCUCAGUGUUGGCCAGAUGUCUACAAAGGGCUAUGAUGCCCUCCUAAGUUCCUUGGGGGCAGAGCCCUACAGAUGUUCCUAUGCUCAAUUUUUUUACCUCCUUGGUGCCAGAACUAAGACAACCUGUAGGCUUGCUGAGCAAUAACAUAGGGUCCACAAGAGGAGUUUUCUGCCAUGACUUGACACUUCAUUUACUUUUGUAGGCAACAUCUAUCCCAAAAGCCAGCACAGCUCAUACAGGUCAACAACAGCUGUGUAUUUUGCACUUGUCACAUGUGAACAUAACACAUGGCUGUGAAGCUGCUGCCUUUGAUUUUAUAUUUCCAGCUGACUCUGCAAUGUGUGCUUUCCUGGCAGCUGUUACAUCUUAUAUGCACAUGUCUCUAUGGCAGUUUUUCCCCAGUGUUCAACAGUUGUAUUCUGUUUUGAAGUAAAAACUGUGACAGUCAAAAAGGCACCGUUUCCAUUGCUCAAAGGAAGAGGAGCAUGAGGAGAAAUGAGGGCAUCCACUCUAGAUGCAACUGUUAGUCAGGGUCAAAAUGAAAUGAUGCAGCUGAGACCUUGAUUCUUCUUUUGAAGGCAGUAUUAUUACUUAGGAAUGUACAAUGCAUAUAGAGCUGUAGGAAAACAUCAGACCUGCAGCUAAGGGAAAAGAGAAGCCAUGGCCAUGCAUGUGCUGGGUUGAUUAUACUCUAUUUUAUUCAUUCCAAAUAUUAAGUGGUUAAGUGCAAUUGUCUCCAGGAGGAGAGAUCCCUGUGUUGAGGCACACAGACCUUUUAAAAGAGUAGUAGUAUUCAUAAUCUGGCAUAUAAACCGUUAAGUGACUGUCACUGCUUUGAGUCUAGUAGUCGUUUCCUCCUUUCUACUGCAAUUAUUUUUUACCUAAAAUAUGCUUUCAAAAAUGUUGAGCAGAUAGCUUUUGUGAAAUUAUAUAUACCGUUGUCAUGAACUAAUAAUCUUGCCUGGUUAUGAACAGAAGGUUCUUUGGAAAAUAAAAUACUGAAGUAGGUUAAGAAUGGCUAGAGGUGUAAUAUUCAGUACUCCUUGCUACGCUGUAUAACUGGAGGUGGAAAUCCUGCUAAAGCUCACUUAGUGACAUUUUUAAAAAGCUGUUUUGCAAAGAACAGUUUGGAUUUUGGGGAUGCCUUAUACUUAACACGGAACAAUUGUCCCCUACAAUGGCUUGAAUAGCCACUGGGCUAAGGUUUUAUAGACAGUACAAGGCAGUGUGCCAGGCUGCCAAAAGGUUCAAUGUUUUGUGGAGAGUUCAGGUUUGUGUACAUAGCUAGCAACUGUCUGUAAAGGGACAGUUAUGAUCCAGAUGAACAAAAGGAGAGAUUUGGAGGACAGCCAUAGCUAUGUUUCAUUGAUGAGAACAGGAGGGCAUUUCUUCUAGCUGGUCCUUGCUAGUAUUUUAGAGUCUCUGCUGUCAUGUUUUUGCAUAAGUCUGCCACAGCAUAUCCAUAGGCUUCAAUGCUAUAUAGCUUGCCUAUAAGCAAGUCACUCUUUCUGACUGAGCAAACCAGAAAAAAGCACAAGUGCUUUCUGCUGAAUGGCUUUCUCAAUGUCAGUGCUGUUAUACCCACAUUGUAUAAAUCCAGCAGCAAGAUUCCAUAGCCUCACUGUGUGGAAAUGUACUGUUACAAGCUUCAGAAGUUAUUUAUGAAUGUUACUUGUUCAUAGGCUGAAGUUGCAGCUUCCUACCAAACACUCAAGACUGUAAAUAUGUCUCAGAAGUACUUGUUCUUCUGCACGUUCAAUAAAAUUGCUUUCUCUACUCUG
Rhineura floridana is the source of this 5311-nucleotide messenger RNA. RefSeq names its product golgi associated, gamma adaptin ear containing, ARF binding protein 3 (gene GGA3). Gene Ontology annotation, molecular function: small GTPase binding; ubiquitin binding; phosphatidylinositol binding. Gene Ontology annotation, biological process: intracellular protein transport; vesicle-mediated transport. The transcript is spliced from 17 exons. Gene Ontology annotation, cellular component: trans-Golgi network. The record is from RefSeq and is a predicted model, not a curated record. Bases 975 to 3227 code for a protein of 750 amino acids. Lineage: Eukaryota; Metazoa; Chordata; Lepidosauria; Squamata; Rhineuridae.